GAGUGCAAAUUUUUCGAAUGAAACCAGAUCUUUAAUUGAUGAAGAGUUUUAUCCGACAGAUAUUCCUCUUAAUAGCUUUGAAUAUGAUUCAGAAAGUUCUAUAGAGAAUGGACAUACCUCCCGUAUACUAUCACCAAUACCAAGGAGGUAUGACCCUACACUUACCAACGUUUUUUCCACAGCUCCACAUAGUACAUUGGUCGGCGAAAGUGGAGAUCGAAUUGAUGUUGAUAGUAAUGCAAAUAGUAAUUAUAGUAGAGGAGAAACUAUCAGGCAAGAACAACGAAGUUCUGCCUCUGGAGAG
Racocetra fulgida is the source of this 304-nucleotide messenger RNA. NCBI's taxonomy places the organism in Eukaryota, Fungi, Glomeromycota, Glomeromycetes, Diversisporales, Gigasporaceae. The record is from the annotation of a GenBank genome assembly.